Messenger RNA from Anopheles cruzii, 4661 nucleotides. RefSeq names its product 7SK snRNA methylphosphate capping enzyme bin3 (gene bin3). The transcript is spliced from 4 exons. The coding region runs from base 1 to 4188 and encodes 1395 amino acids. Gene Ontology annotation, biological process: snRNA modification. Gene Ontology annotation, molecular function: snRNA binding; RNA methyltransferase activity; O-methyltransferase activity. The record is from RefSeq and is a predicted model, not a curated record. Lineage: Eukaryota; Metazoa; Arthropoda; Insecta; Diptera; Culicidae.
AUGGAAGGCAGCUCGUCGACGUUAGCGUCUGCGGAUGAUGAAUCCACGGCAGAUGGUGCCAAGGGUGGCCGCGGCGGUAAUUUGGCAGCGACUGUGAAAGAUGAGACGGCGGGUGCCCUACACAGAGGCGAGGAAACCCGGCGCUGCAAUGCUCACCGCGCCGCGAGGCCCGCAAUGGGAAGAUCCCAGAAAGGUUCCACCCUCGCGACACUGACACUUGCCGUAGGGUUUGCUGGUGGUAGUGGCCACGGUCGCCAGAAGAAGCAACAGCAAAGGCAGCAACAACAACAACUGCCCCCACAACACACGGGGGGGAAGAAACAAAAGAAGCAACAAAAGUGGAAGGCGAAUAAGUACCGUGGUCGCGGCGGCGGUGGAAAAGAUGGCCCGGCGCAGGGUAGAAAAGACGCAGUGGGUCCCCCGGAGCCAAUGGGGUCCAAUGGGACCGUCGCUGAAGAUCCUGGUGUGGCGAAGCAAACCGGUGACAAUUCGUUUCACAAAAAAACGGCCGCCGAAUUGGGGCUGUUCCAGCAGCAGCAGCAGCAACAGCAUCAAAAUCCCUACUCAUCACAGGCUGGCCAACAGUUGCAACAUUCAACAUCACAAGUGCAGACGGUGCCGUCGUCCGUGGCGUCACAAGGUUAUCCGGGACAGGAGCUGACAAAAGCGAGUUCUUCCCAGCAGCAGCAGCCGCAGCAACAGCAGCAGCAGCAGAAAGGCAAACACUCGAAACAGCAGAACCUCAGCCCGAUGGGGCUCCGCAACAAGCGGCUCCAGUCGGUGUCCAAGUACUUUUUGCCGGACAAGCGCCCGCGCAAGGAUUGCAUCGUCCCGCCGACCAAGUUUCUGCUCGGUGGCAACAUUUCCGAUCCGCUCAACCUGAACAGUUUGCAGAACGAGUCGGAGAAUGCGGUCACGCCAAAGUCUUCGCCCAUUCCGACGCCACCACACUACAAGGCCAAGAUCGAGGUGAUCAUUCCGCCCAACAUCAACGAUCCGCUGCAUCUGCUCGAUCCGGUCGACUCGGUGGAGUACGAGAUGCAACUGUGCUCACCGAUGAAGCGAAAACAGCGGCCGCGUAACAAGCGCAAGCGCAAGUCACGCACCGCCGCGGAGCAACGCAACGUGACCGGUGACGGAAGCUUGCUGGUGAUCGACCAGCUGCCUCCACCCGGUGCGGAGCUUGCGAGUGCCACCGGUGCGAGUGCUAGCGGGGCCGGUGGCAGCACCGGUACGGGCAGUAGUGGUGGUGGUGGCGAAGUAGAGGCAACCACUGCCGAGGAGGCAUCGUUCACGGGAAUCGGUCAAAAGUUCGCCGAAGUCACAUCGGCAUCGUGCCCGUCCUCCUUGCAGCAGCAGUACCACUUUCUGCACCAACAAACGCACCAGCAAUCGGGAGGGACGCAUUUGCUCCUGACAAGCAGCGGGACGGUGGCCACCGUCGGUCCCAAUGGAGGUGGUGCGAUCGUUGGUGGUGGUGGUGGUGGGGCGUCUGGGUCGAGCGUUGGGCCCGUUAGUGGCAACCUGGGGCCAACUGGAACCACGCAAAGCGAGCUGACGUCGGAACGUGAGCGUGAGAAGGCGAUGCGUAACCUGAAGCUCGAUCUGGAAGCGGCCGGUGGCCGCAAGCGGCGCACGAGCGAGAGCACAAACAGUACGAAGAACAAGGUGCGUCGAAUGGACUCGAUGGACAAGAUAGUCAGCCCGGUCAUACCGCAGCCGGGUGGCUGGAAGCGUGUGCACUGGCCAGCGAAUGCCGGGGGCAGUGGAGCGGCCGGCGGCGCUGGGAGAAACCGCACACGAACCUAUUCUUCUGCCUCGAAUGCCGACGAACAGCACUGCCCGCCGUCGGCACUGGGAGAGGAGCCUGUUCCGGGGGCGACUGAACGCCGGGAAGACGGCGGUGCGGGACAAGAGCAUUUGCGUCAACAAUCGGACAAUCGCGUCGAAGCCUCUGUUGUGAGCCACUCCGACGAAACGGUGGCGACCGGUGGCGUAAUCCGGCCGCAGAGCGACGCCCAUUCGUUGGAGGCGCAGCGCAGCAGCGUCGGAGACGGCACAAAGCAGGAUUUGCAGUCGCAGAGUUUGCCGGCCACGGAACAGGAAAAGAUGGAUAUUUCUGCUCCUGGCGCUGCGAUCAGUGCGCGCUCGCUGACGGACUUGGCCCUCUCGAACCGAUAUCACUAUGGUAACUAUGAUCGUUACUAUGGAUACCACAGUUUGAACGAGUUCAUCGACGUACGGCUAAAGGUGUUUCUGCGCAAUCCGUACCUCUUCCGGGACAAGGACGUGCUGGACAUUGGUUGCAACGUGGGCCUGAUGACGAUCGCUGUGGCCAAGAUGCUGCACACGAAAUCGGCCACCGGAAUCGACGUAGACGGUAAGCUGAUUGCGAAGGCACGCAAAAACUUGGCCAACUAUGUUCGAGUGCCGCGAAAGGUAUCGAGCGGUCGACGGAGCGCUACGGUCACAUCGGGAACGCUGCUGCUGCAAGCUGCGGAAGUUAAAGAGCAACCCAAAACACACGUGACCAGCGGGCAGAAGGUGGAGGAGGCAGCAUCAGAGCAGCAGCAGCAAACCUCGGAAAGCACGACGACACCAGUAGCACCCGGCACGGCCCCUUUGCCCGAUGGGGCGGCUAGUCAUUUGCUGGACGGAGCAGCGGCAGCAAGCGAUAUCGACACUUUGCCGAUCGCAACCGCCGUGGACUGUGGCAGCGCCACAGCAGAACCACAGGAUAACGGCGCACGGAGGCAACCUCAGGAGCACGUCGACCAGCGGGAAGGUUCGCCGGAACCGCAAGAGCACAAACAAUCGUAUAAACAAAGGCUCGCACAACGGUUGCAAAGGCUAAAGCAAAAGCGACGUCGAAAACAGUUCUCGGCAAGGCCAGGUCGCGCUCUCCGACAUGGCCACCACGGUGGGCACUGUGGUGGCCGGGGGAAGGGAGCCGACCACUCGCAGUACUUUCCCAUCUCGUUUCCCCUGACGAUGGGCAAUCUCAGCGGCAAGGAGCACCAGAUGGACAUCGGAAGGCCGGAACACAAAUUCCCGCACAACGUUCGAUUCAAGAUGAUGAACUACGUCGUGAAGGAAGAAUCGCUGAUCAACUACGACACGCAGCAGUACGAUCUGAUCCUGUGCCUUUCGGUCACGAAGUGGAUCCAUCUGAACUACGGUGACGCGGGCUUGAAAAUCGCCUUCAAGCGCAUGUUCAACCACUUGCGCCCGGGCGGAAAGCUCAUUCUCGAAGCACAGAACUGGGCCAGCUACAAGAAAAAGAAGAAGCUUACGGAAACUAUUUUCGAAAACUACAAAAACAUCGAGUUCUUUCCGUGCCGCUUCCACGACUACCUACUGAGCCCGGAGGUAGGCUUUAGCCACAGCUAUCCCCUGGGCAUCCCGCGCCACCUGAGCAAGGGUUUCCGGAGGCCAAUUCAGCUUUACAUUAAAGGUGAUUUCACGCCAUCGCAGGCCAAGUGGAGCGACACGUAUCAUCCGGGAACGCCGUACGAGAAUCAUCGGGGUAUCUACACGGACAUCGUCACCGGUUCGCAGACGGCCGCCAACUGCAUCUGGGGUGCGAUGACGCCGUACGCCCCCAGUUACAGCUACCGGCAGCCCCCGACACCGUCACAUGGGGGCAGCGGUGGUGGUAGUGGCGGCGGCGGCAAUGGCUUUGCGGCCACCUCGCCCUACUACAACCCACGGCAAACGGACAGCUAUCUGCCGAGCUACGAUAACUACGGCAAUGGCUACCGUGCCGGAAGCUACUGCUUUGCGUCACCGCUCUACUCCACCACCUGGUCUCCGCCGUCCGACAUGUUGGCGACGAGCGGUGGUGGUGGCGGCUCGUACCGUCGGUCCGCUUCCAAUACCCCCACCUCGGGCAGCAUCCGGAGCACGGACAAUGACGAGCAUUACUACGCGGGAACGGCGGGAGGCAGCCAACGACGCCACCACGUGUACCCGCCGAUCGAUGUUUUCCAACCGCUGCUCGGGCAGGAGCACAUGCGCUCGGGCAGUGGCUUCCGCGGCAACGGGGCCGGUGCCAUGACCGAUUCCGACUCGGAGCUCUCGUCGAACUCGGCUUCCCAGACGCCGACUCGGCAGCAGCAGUUGGCCGGCAGCUUUCUGCUCGACGAUCAAUCGAAUUCACCGAGCGGUCACUCGCAGCCGGAUAAAUAGUGCGUGCGUGUCCGUGCGUAUUUCGGAAGCAUCUCGUCUGACGCUUCGUUGGCCAAAUAGUACAGAUUUCAUUCAGUAUCGUUCCCCGUUUCCCUCUGUCCUAUGGCACAGUAUUGCCACGUAGCGGGCACUAGCUUUGGAUCCCGUUUCACGACCCCUGACCCUGUUUAACAACAAUGUGUGAUGCAAAGUAUUUUUAUCCUAUCCCCGAUUCUAUUUGUUAGCUGCGGCACCAUUUUAGUUCCGAUUGUAGGGCAUUCUUGCUCCAGGAUGGGGCUCCGAGCAUGUUACUUUUGUUUUCAGUAGUUACGUAUAGCUGCUUUCCAUUAACUGCUACGCGCGCGCAAGUGGUAAUCUUAGGUAAUUAUUCGUGGGCCGAGUGAGUUUGACAAUUGUAAAUUGUAAUACGACACACACACACGCACUGAAAUGUCACUUUCGAAUUGUAAGAGUGAUACCGAGCGAUUAAAUAC